UGAUUGUCUGGUUCGCGUAUCAUACCCACGCAUGGUCUCGACGUGCCUAGGGGAUGGUCGUCUCCAUUGCGGCCGUCGGCUGUGCGGCCUCAGCCAUGGAAUAAUUGACCACUUCGUCUUGGAAAUCUAUAUAAAGCCGUUGAUCUUGGCCCCUCAGAAUUAACUUUUCGUCUCUUCUUCCCCCAUCAUUCCAAAGAAUCAAGCCCGGUAUUCCCACCUUCCUUCCUCGCAACCAUCUGCAAAUUUCAAUUCUCUACCGCCGGUCGGUUUCCUAUUAUUACCAACUAAACACUCUUUUAUUCUCCACUUUUUCGGUCUUUACCAAAAGAAAACCCACCAAAAUCAGACAAAAUGCAGUUCUCUCUCGCCACCGUCAUCUUCGGCCUUGCCGCCUUUGCCGCCGCCACCCCGGCCGCCCCUGCCAGCGCGCUCUUGGCCCGCGCCGACACCGCCACUGGCACCUGCUGCUUUGCCAACAAGAGUCUGAAGCAGGACAUCUGCACCAGCGAGACUGGCGCGGCUGGCAAGUGCGUGCCCGGAGGCAAUGCUUGCGGUAGCUCCCUCAGCUGUGUCGCCGAUUCUAAGCUUGCCUGUGACGACACCAUCAAGGAGCGCUCCGGCGUUCUCUGCCGUGCCAUUGUCAACGGUGGCUUCCAGGACGGUGCCAGGGUUGUCAAGAGCCUUAAGGACGCCAAGGCCAACUAAACUAUUCUACUUUUGUCUGAUGUCGACCUUCCUCGGUCUGUCCUGGGGACAACCGAUUUGACAUGACACCGAGUUGUGGACGACUUAAUUUAGUGUUCGUAGUUGGAAUAGGGCGAGGAAGGAAGGAUUACAAGCUUAAUAAUACCACCGCUUCGAUUCACG
Molecule: messenger RNA, 867 nt
Organism: Pyricularia grisea
Lineage: Eukaryota; Fungi; Ascomycota; Sordariomycetes; Magnaporthales; Pyriculariaceae
Exons: 2
Coding region: 352-705 (117 amino acids)
Source: RefSeq, a predicted model, not a curated record